This is a messenger RNA of Pelobates fuscus (common spadefoot toad), 2600 nucleotides long. RefSeq names its product ankyrin repeat and SOCS box protein 9-like. The transcript has 5 exons. Lineage: Eukaryota; Metazoa; Chordata; Amphibia; Anura; Pelobatidae. The record is from RefSeq and is a predicted model, not a curated record. Gene Ontology annotation, biological process: intracellular signal transduction. Bases 391 to 855 code for a protein of 154 amino acids. Gene Ontology annotation, molecular function: protein binding.
UUCUAUAGACAUCAAGUGGACCUUGGAGCAUGCUAUCAUCUGAAGAACAAUAAGGGAAUCUGUCUCAGCUGCUCUCAUGAUAGCGCCCCCUACAUAGCUCACACAGAGCCCUGUACACAAGACUGCUGGGUGCCCCCCACCCCCAGCCAUGAGAAAGGAUCACGUCUACAAGGAUGGUGCUUGAAGAUCGUUCCCCAUGAAACAGAUGGGUUUCUACAUCAGCUCCUUAUCUCGAGCUCCUUGCACCAAGACUCAGGUUACAGGUCUUUGGACACGUACUUUAAAUAUUGCUGGUCUAAUUGUGUUCUAGACAAAGAGCUGGUUGACCGGAAGGAUUAUUAUGGAAAAACCCCUUUAUAUUGGGCAGCCUAUAAAGGUCAAAGGGUUUCAAUGGAGUUGUUGCUUCAACAUGGGGCAAACGUGAACAGCUGUUGUAAGCACGGCGGAACCCCGUUACAUGCUGCCAUAGGGUUAUUUCCAGAGUGUGCCCUGUUACUGAUACAGCAUGGUGCUGAUAUUAACCUCCAUGAUAACUGGGGAGUAACUCCAAUGUACUUGGCGGCUUGUAGUGGACAAAUGGAGUGUAUUCGACUCUUGGUUCAGGCUGGAGCUGAAAUUACUUAUAAGAACAAGAAAACAGGACUACCACCCAAGCGCCUUGCUUCGCAGGUGGCAUUCAUUGCGUGGAUUGAGUCGUUUUCCCAUCAGCCUCGCUCAUUAAAACACCUGAGUCGUUUAAAGAUACGCUCCACUAUGGGCCCCCAAAGGCUAAGAACCAUUAGGACCUUUAACUUGCCACAAUCACUCAAGUGCUACCUUAUGUUUGAGGAUCUAGUACUGCAAGAAGGUCUUUAGCGUUGAUAGUGGCUAAACGCACUUUACAGAUAUGCUGUAUUGGCAUAAUAUGCACCCCAGUACAGCAACUCCAUGCAGCAAUGCAGUGACUUUUCACACCUCUGUAAAGAACAAAUUGAAUUAUUUGAAAACAAAAUGGGAACACCUGAAACCUGCAAAACUAUAAAAAGAAGUCAGAGAUUCUCUCAAAUCAGAGGAAUUUUUGAAGAAUAUCUCUCCUCACUGAGCUUCCAUUGAAUACCACGUCAAAAAGGCCAGCUAACACAGUCAAUGCCAAGGGUUAAAGGGGACAUUUUCCACCAGUGGUAUAAAUAUAUAUUAUAUCAUCUCCGUUUACAAUCUGGAGUCCAUAAUAUAUCAAUAUAUUUCUAUUUUUUAAGCUGAACCACUGUAGGGAACAAAAGUGCUAAGACACGGACUAGAGACUUAACAAUUCUGUUAAACAAAACAAAGCCCAUAGGAAGUCCUUCAGCUGAUGUGGAACUACAAGAUCUAUAGUGCUUUGCCAACCACAAGACUGGAAAACUAUCAUGGACGUUUUAGUUCCACAACAGCUGGACUGCUGCCUAAGCUCACCCCAAACGUGGAUUUAUGAUAUAUUAUUAAUUACUAGCAAAAUAUGUAUCUGGAAUAUUUGUAAGAACUUUGUUCCUCCCCUCAAAGCCUGUAGUAAAGAACAUCCGUAACUCAUCAACUCAUAACAUGUUCCUUUCUUGACCAGUUUAACUGAACCCAUUACAUGCGGAACAGGGCAAGGGGUGAGUUCUUUCACAAACACUUCAUAUAGAAUUUGGCACAUAAUAUAAAUAAAGCAAAGCAUAACAUUUUCCUUAGUAGACUUUAAACCAAUUUUCAAUUAGGUUCCAUCUUGAUAUCAAAGAACUUCAGAUAUUAUGGAUGGGGUCUGCAGUUUCCUCUCUUCAAAUGAUAAUGUAGCAACUGUUGUUUCUGUUUUGGGUCCUGAAAGUUGUUUUUGGCCUGUCUUUGUUGAAAGGUCUUCUUAUAGAAUUCUAAGCAUUUUUGAUAUUCCAAAGGCUAAACCAUUGGCUACAAGGAAAAACACUGUCAGUCUUUUCCAGGUUGUGCUAUUUAUUGGGAUAUUUUUUUUCAAAAGUUUCAAAGACACAUUUAAUGCCAUAAAAGCUUUUGUUGUUGAUAUGAUGUUGCACUUCAAAACACACUUAUUUUUGUCAGAAUAGGCUAUAGAAAGAUGACCAUUAAUGAAACUGAUGGCCUAGGCAUCCCGUGGACGUUAAAAUGUUUUAUGACUUCUCCAACACAACUCUUAAACAAUGGCGUAAAUUAACAUGUUUGUUAUCUAAGUGACUUAUCUAAAUGCAGUUCAGAACAAAAAGAUUUACAUGUUUCGAAUAAGUAGAAAAUGCUGAAUGUAACCAUUUGAAUGCAAGGAGUGUGGAAAUAUAUUGGCCAUAUUUUGCAAGCUAAUGCUGGCGCAAUAAGCAUAAUGAUCAAAUUAGUUUCUAUGGUAAUUGUUCAAAUUUUAACAUAUAUGGACCAAUGUGUUACUCGUUCCUCUGGUGAUCUAAUGGCUAAGCUGCAAAUAAUCUGUUUAAGAAAUAAUUCAAACUAUAGUUUUUUGAAUGCAUAUUUCUGUUCUUAUAGAAACAGAAUUAUAACUGCCACUUGUUCCAGCAGGUGACAUAAUGGUUUUGGUUUAAUAUGUGACACAAUGUUUUGUGACUUUUUUUUUUUUUUUUUUUAAAUAAACAUAAUUAUUAAUAUCU